AGGAAGUCAUCCAUACGUCACUGGCCUAGCAAUUAUCGGUGGAAUGUAUUGGCUUGGUUUGCAAGGUGCCAUUAUUGGCCCAAUUGUGCUAUGCUCGAUGAUUGUUCUCCUCAACAGGUCAUAUGCGGAUAAUUUGGGCAGUCUUUGUGAUUUAUUAGUUUUAUUCAAAAUAUUCGUGUUUUAUCUUCCAGGCAGCUACGUAACUUCUGAGCUAUCCAGGAUUUAUCAAAUUUUUAUUGAACUCACACGUAAUUUUUGUGAUACUCUCUAUGAUUUUCUGGGGUUUUUUCCAAAUUCAUCAAACUCCUAUUAGGU
Gongylonema pulchrum is the source of this 315-nucleotide messenger RNA. Lineage: Eukaryota; Metazoa; Nematoda; Chromadorea; Rhabditida; Gongylonematidae. The record is from the annotation of a GenBank genome assembly.